Molecule: messenger RNA, 5321 nt
Organism: Patella vulgata (common limpet)
Lineage: Eukaryota; Metazoa; Mollusca; Gastropoda; Patellidae
Product: protein DENND6B
Exons: 21
Coding region: 42-1862 (606 amino acids)
Cellular component (GO): recycling endosome
Molecular function (GO): guanyl-nucleotide exchange factor activity
Source: RefSeq, a predicted model, not a curated record
UUUUACUGUGUCAUAUAAUGUAAACAAAAAGUCGAUUAAACAUGAAAGACUUUAAUAUUAGUCAGUUUUUACGAACAAAAACAAACCUGACACAAUUUCCCAAGGUGAAGGUUGUUAGAAAAAUGGAGGAGGAUAACAUAGAACGGGCACCUGCAGACGAAAACAUGGCAAUUUCACCAACGAUAUUGCCAUGGGAUAAAUUUUCUAACUGGCUCCACUGUGCCUGUGUUGUGACCUUCGAUUUAGAAUUGGGCCAAGCUAUGGAGUUGAUCUACCCAGGACAUAUCAAAUUAACCGAGAAAGAGAAAAUGAAUAUAUGCUACCUGUCAUUUCCAGAUUCAAAUUCGGGUUGCAUGGGAAAUACUCAAUUUCAUUUCCGCAUUAGACAAUGUCCUGGUAGAAAACCAAUAGUCCGAAGUCAUCAUCAAUAUAAUCGUGAUUGUCCUGUCUCCUUACAGAGUGAAAAUGCCUAUUAUUAUGGAUUUGUUUACUUUCGACAAACUAAAGAUAGAACGAUACGUAGAGGAUAUUUUCAGAAGUCACUAGUUUUAGUAAGCAAGUUACCAUUUGUGGCAUUAUUUAAUCAAGUGGUUAGUAUUAUAGCUCCUGAAUAUUUUGAUAAUGGAGAACCUAGUUUAGAGGCAGCUUGUCAUGAUAUAGAUCAAUGGCCUACUCCUAUCCCAGGUGAUACUUUAAAUCUCCCCAUGAUGGGUUCAGUUUUACAGGUUAAAAUUCCUUGCCGCCCAACUGUCUCAGACAAAAUAUCUUCAGUUAGAUCUGCAAGUAAAAAUGGCUCUCAGUCAUUGCAUACUAUACCAGCUCAUACCAUACUGCCAUCUUUAUUUGAAGUAGACAUUUAUAGUUCAUUUCAAAGUAUUCUACCUCAUAUACAAUUGCUGUGGGAAUUAGUCUUAAUUGGAGAACCCAUUGCUGUUAUGGCUGCCUCUCCUACUGUUACAUCAAAUACUGUACAAGCUCUAGUCAAUCUAAUUGCUCCUCUUAAAUAUUGCUCAGAUUUUCGACCAUAUUUUACGAUUCAUGACAGCGAAUUUAAAGAAUAUACAACAAAGGUUCAAGCUCCUCCUCCAAUAAUACUGGGUGUCACAAAUCCCUUUUUUGCCAAAACUUUACAACAUUGGCCUCAUAUCAUUAGAAUUGGUGAAAUGAAUGGUGGAGCGAGCUCACCAAAACCUUUGAAUAAAUUAAAGAAAGCAUCCAGCUUAAAGACGUUAGACUCUAAACCAGGUGUAUAUACGAGAUACAAGUCUUAUUUAGCCAAAGAUAAAACAAUACUCAAAAGGUUAUUAAAGGGAGUUCAAAUAAAAAGACCAGUUGAAGCUCAGAACGCCAUUUUAAGACGCCAUUUUCUAGAAUUAACACAAAGUUUCAUGAUUCCUUUGGAAAGAUAUAUUGCCAGUUUGAUGCCUUUACAGAGAAACAUAUCGCCUCACAAGGGACCGCCACGAUUGAGACCUUUUGAUCCUGAUGAGUUUUUAAAAACAAUUGAACAUUCAGGUCCACAACUAACCCCAGUAGCUAAGGGUGAUUGGGAAGGUCUUUAUAGACGUUUUUUCCGAAGUCCAAACUUUGAAGGAUGGUAUCAUGAAAAACAACGAGAAGCUAAUCAAAAACUACAGGCUCUACACAUGGAGGCUUUAUGUGGUGCUAAUUUACAGGAUUGGAUAGUUGGUAAAGAAGAAGUAGAAAUAGUUGAUCUGAUUUUAAGAAUUAGAGAAAAACUUGCAUUUGCUGCUGCACAUCAGAUAGUUGUGGGAAAAGAAAGUUUGUUAAAAUUACAGAAUCAUAUGGAUGGUAUUGUUUCGGCAUUACCUGAAGACUUACAAUCUGUGCUCAAAACGUGAUUGUGUGUUUUUGAUCAUAAAGUCGUAAUUUUAAACAGUGCCAGUGGAGGUUAUACAUCUCUGGGGUAAAAGUCAAUAAUGUGAUUUAAACAAUUAGCUGUGAUUUUAAAUAUUGAAGGACAAAUGGUAGUGGGUCUCCUCCUAGCAGAUGGCAGAAAUGACAGACUACUUAUAUAAGAUUAUUGUUAUUUAUUUUAUUCAAACUUUUGAUGACAUUUUUAUAUGUACAUAUGUAUGUUGAUUUUAGGUUUUAUAUGCCUGCAUUUAAUUGUGGUCGAAUAUUGUCAUUACAAAAUCUUGGUUGUUUACAAUGAUUUGUGGACGUUUUUGAGACUAAAGUCAUCUUCUGAUUGACUUGAAUUGUAAACAAUUGAAAGAGUAUUGACUUUUAACAAUUUCUGACAAUUCUGGCCCUUGAUCAGUUUGAAAAAUCUUUUUUUUUUGUGUCUUGUGAAUCUCCCCAUUAUGUACAAAAUAAAUAAUGUGCGACAGCCAUUGUGCACUGCUUGAACGACUUACUGGUAGCUGCUGUGGGCAUAUAUUAAGUUGUCUUGCAGCCUAUCUUUAAAAUUUUAGGUCAGGUUUUUAAAGAAAAGGGUAAGAAAGGUUAUUCUGAAAAGAGACUUUUUGUGUAUUUUCUUUUUUAUUUAUAUAUUUUAAUUGAUUAUAUAAAUUUAGUGCUUCAUCACGAAUGUAAAUAAAUCGCUGCCACUGAUAUGACAUAUUUUUGUUGUUAUAUAUUGAGUACAGACUAUAAUAGUAUUAAUAGUAAAUAGUCAAGAUAGGAACAUGUAUACUGUGAGUUAUGUUUUAUUAUUUUUAAAGUAUGCCAGUAAUUUAUGGAAUAUUAGAUACCAUUUCCAUUUUGGGAUGUGGUAUUUUCUAUAUUGUGUCCUUCAUCUUUCUGUUAGCCUGUUAAUUAUGUAUAUAGGACAGCAUAAUCUAAUACUGUAUUUCCUUCCAAGUAUUUCAACUCACGUCAAUAUAUACCGGUAUGUAUAAUAUAUUUUGCCAUGAUAUACAUUUCAUAUCCAGAGAUGUGCUUAAUUAUUUACAUUUAUGUAUUAUACUAGUAAAUGUGUGUAUCUAUUUUCUGUACAAUGAAUCUUGUUUCUCAUUUGUAUAUACAAUGCCUUACAUCAGGUUUAUAAUGUUUUCUUUAAAUUUACCAAAGAUUAGAAUUAUUAGUACUUUAAAAAAUUUAAAUGUGUUAAAGAAAUGUGCCUCUAAUUUUUUAUAUGUGUGGAAUCAUAUUCGUUGUACAAGUGCAUUUAUAUUUUUUUGUCAGUCACUCACUUCAAGAUCAAUUUAUUUUAUCAUUUUAAUAAUACAUUCAAAUACCUGCUAAAAUUGUAAAUUGAUGUUAUGGACCGGAAAAGGGCAAAAUCUUGCCAUUUCUAAAGUCUUGAGAUACCAUAUUUGUGAAUUUUGAAAUUAUUUGUUUCUGAAAUAUUCUGCAAAAAAAUUGACAAUAUUUCUGCUUUUUAAAUGUGUCGUUCAUUUGAUGUUGUUUGUUUGGUUUCCAUGAGAGGAAAACAUUUGUCUUUGCGAAGCCCACUAUCUCUGGUCUGAACUUGGCUUUUUAGUUUAGGUACUUUGACAAGAUAAAUUUUUAUUAUAUAUUAAACGUAAAUACUCCUAUAACAGUAUCUUUAGAUAUAAAUAUUAUUUAAUGGUUGUGUAUACCAUAUUACCCCCUCCCUUCGGUUGUUUGUUAAAGGAUUUGAAAAUAGGUAACAGAAGUAUUAUAAGUAGAUGCAUUAGUUGCAGAUGGUGAGGAAUGGAUUGAUAAGAUGAUGAAGAAGUUUAGUUCGGAGAACAUUCAGUUGAAAUAUUUUAUUUAUAAUGAUAAUGUGAUGACCUGUUGUUAAUCUAGUCAUUCAUUUAUUUAUUUGAUAUUUUUAUUUUAUGAUUUUUCUUUGGCUUUUCUGUUGUCUGAUUUUUCACUCCAUUUAGCCCAUAGUCAUAAAAGUGUAUUAUAUUUUCAUCAUUGGAAAAUAUCCACUUAAAUUUGAAUAGAAAAUAAACAUAUACUGAGCUGUAGUUAGCUUAGAAUAGAAAAUAAAUACGUUUUACUGAAGUCAAUAUUAAUGCUUGAAAUAUUUUUGUUGUUCUACCCGAAUUACAUAUUUAAGAAGGCAAAUACUGUCUCCACAAUAAUAAUAAUAAUUUGUCUUCCUACAUGCAAUAACGAUAUAUAACUGCUGUUCAUAUUGUUUAUUAAUUACCAAUCAGAAUAUAGCAUCUAUAUCUUUUGUUUGCCGUAACUUACAUAUUUAUUUUAGUCUGAUGUAUCAGUUAUUUUUAUGACUUCUCUGCUUUAUUUAUGAAUAUACACUGUAUCAGGUAUUUCAAAUUUUCAGAAGAGCUUGAAGAAAUGAAUUAUAAGGUUCUCAUUUAUUUGUUAGUUUUAAAGAUUCAUUGUAAAGUUUACUAAAAUACUGUAAGUUUUAAAACUUCCUAAAUGUACUCGUGGCAGAAGGCCAAAAAGCAGUUAGCUUAUUGAUAUUUGUUUGAAAUGUAUAGAAAGUAACAUGAACUUGAGAUGACUAUAACUUAGUUCGGUGUUUAUCAUUUUAAUAAAUUUUGAACCAGUAUUUAUUUUGUGAAACUGUUUUUCAUUGUGUCUGAUCCAAGUCAAUAUUAUUCUCUUUAUUCUAGAAGAUGUGUUUUUGAUUAUAGUUUAUUUACUUUCUAGCCCUCGUGUAGGCUACUGGAAACCAUUAAUCAUGUCCGUUAUAAUAAUUGGAUAAUUUAAAAUUAAUGAGUUGGAACACAUAUCACCAUUUUGAUUUAAUCAACAUCGAGUUCAUUUAAAAUUGUAAUUUGUAGACUGUAUAUUUGUUUUGAUAUUCUGGUAUUUUAGUAAAACUACCUCGUGUGAAUUUAUUUUGGCUGUGCAGUAGUUUGCAUAUUCCAUGUUUGUAAUCAUUACAUUACAAAGGACACCAUAAGAAAAAAAAACACUGGCUAGUAAAUUGUUUCAAUGGCCUUUAGUAAUUAAGCUGUAUAUUAUCACCCAUGUUAGCACUACCUUUAACUACUCUUGGAUUAUUAUUGAAGUUUUGGACAAACUCAACAUAUGAUUGGCUUCACACGGGAAGUACAGUAGUGAAUUGCUAUUAAACUGUUAUGCACAGUUGUAGCCUAACAUUACCAAGGGUAGGUAACUGGUAGACCAAAUCAAAAGCCCAGACGAUAAUCACUUGUGUUGUUAGCCAUUCUAUAUAUAAUUUUGUGCAGGGUUAUUUUCAUUUGUUUUAUAACCAUUGUCAAUCUGUCAGUAUUCAUUUUACCCCUAUGUCUGUUGUUAUUGUUAUUUUACACCCUCCCCCUUCCCUUCCCUUAUCAUUGUCAUUUUAAAACCAUAAAUAAUUUUUAAUAUAACUAAAUAUUGAAAUAAAGAAAAUUAAUUGGUGAAUACACUUGUAAUAAAUUAUUAAAUGAAAUGGAUUAGUA